AUGUGGUGGCGCCCCUGGCUGCCCGCCUGCCUGGCCUGGGGCUGUGUGGCCGCGCUGUGCGGUUCCCGCGGGCUCUGCCCGGCCCCGAACGCCUCCAGCCCCGAGCCGGGUCAGUGCCCGCGGCGCCGGGCGGCGGAGCUCUGCGCCUGGGCCCUGUCCUCCGACAGCCUCCUAGAUCCUUUUCCAGUUGAUGUGAUCAAAGAAAAUUAUGUCCGUAACGUGAGAAACUGCAUUUUUUCAGUUGUCUAUCCUACACCUUUUAAAUCUAGAGUUCAUCUUGUAGCUGUUUCAAAGGAAGUUAUUGAAAAUAUUUUGGAUCUUGAUAUAUCUGUCAAAGGAUCAUCUGAUUUUCUGGAGUUCAUCAGUGGUGGGAAAGUGAUAUUUGGGUCUGUUCCACUGGCCCAUAGGUAUGGGGGUCACCAGUUUGGUAGCUGGGCAGGUCAGCUGGGGGAUGGAAGAGCCCAUUUGAUUGGAGUAUAUACAAACAGGCAUGGUGAGAGGUGGGAACUGCAGUUAAAAGGGUCAGGAAAGACCCCAUACUCCAGGAAUGGUGAUGGGAGAGCUGUGCUUCGCUCUUCUGUUCGUGAGUUUUUAUGUAGUGAGGCCAUGCACUAUCUUGGAAUUCCUACAAGCAGAGCUGCUAGCUUAGUUGUAAGUGAUGAUGAUGUGUGGAGAGACCAGUUUUACAAUGGAAAUAUUAAGAAAGAAAGAGGUGCAAUAGUGCUACGACUUGCCAAAUCGUGGUUUCGUAUAGGAUCCUUGGAAAUCUUAGCUCACUCUGGGGAACUGGACUUACUAAGAAGAUUGCUAGACUUCAUCAUCCAGGAACAUUUUCCAUCAAUAGCUAAGAAUGAUUCAAAUAGAUAUCUGGAAUUUUUCUCUACUGUCGUGUCAGAGACUGCAAAUCUCAUUUCCUUGUGGAUGUCUGUGGGCUUUGCACAUGGUGUGUGCAAUACAGAUAACUUCAGUUUAUUGUCCAUAACAAUAGAUUAUGGUCCAUUUGGAUUUAUGGACUCCUAUGACCCAAAUUUUGUUCCAAACACAUCCGAUGAUGAAAGGAGGUAUAAAAUAGGAAAUCAGGCAAGUGUUGGGCUGUUUAAUCUGAGCAAGCUGUUACAAGCUCUAAAACCUUUAUUGGAUCCCAGGCAAAAGCAGCUAGCUUCCCAAAUUUUGGAGGGGUAUGGUGAGCACUAUCACAGUCGUUUCACAGAACUAUUCAAAACAAAAUUGGGUCUUCUUGGGGAGGAUGAGAAUGAUAGCUAUUUGAUUGCUUUCCUCUUAAAAAUUAUGGAAGAUACAAAGGCUGAUUUUACAAUGACAUUCCGAGAGCUGAGUGAAAUUACUGCAGACCAGUUAAAGGAGCUCCAUAUUCCUGAGGAGUUCUGGGCUCUCCAGGAUCUGGGUAAACACAAAUUAUUUUCAGAAUGGGUUAGAAUGUACCUCCUGAGAUUACACAGUAACAAUGGUGACUCAGACGCCAAAAGAAGAAUAAGAAUGGCAAGUUCAGCUCCUAGAGCAGGUUUUACAGCAGCCCUUUCAGAGGCAGGAGGCUGCAGAGAGAGCAGGGUACUCCCUGCGCCCCCCAGCCUGGGCCAGGCAUCUCAAAGUCAGCUGUUCAUCCUGAGGGAAAUUCAAGCAAGCAAGAAGAAUGAUCAAGGUCAAAGCUCAAGCCUUCAAUCAGGGCUAAUGGAUCAAGCCACAGGAACUUCUCUCCCUUAGACUUUGUGGACUGGAAUCUGCUACUGUUCUUGACCAACUUAUGGAGUCUCAAGAUUAAAGAAGUGCAUCACUAUAUAUGGGUGCAUCAGCAGAUUAUACUGGCAUUGACAACUCUGCCUCUCACAUUCAAAUGUGCAUUACUUUGAGUCCCAAUAUUUAAGUUCUGCCAAACUGUAACACUUAAACCUCUCAAAAUUCAUGGCUGAUCAGGUGGGUUUUAAUAGCUUUUAGUGACUGAUCAAUUUAAAAUCCAUGUAAGCUAGUUUUAAUAAUGCAGUAUUUUGAUGAAUUUUCCUCUUGCUGUUACACACUUGUCAAAUAUAGCUGUGUUCUGCAGACGUAAAUGUUCUUAAAUCUUGGAUACCUGGCACAGAGGAUCAUCUCAGACCUUGACAGCUUUUCUCAUUCUGAUUAUGUUUUGUCCCAUUAAACUGACAAAAGAUUUAAAGGAAAUUCAGUUAAAUAGUUAGCAAAGAUGUCUGUCUUGGGAGAGACAAAAGAUGUCUGUCUUACUCCAGAGUAAGUUUUGGUGUCUUUGUUGGUGUCAGGUACCUAUCCAGAGGACCACUGCUCUUUCAAAGUAUCUUUUAGUAGGAGUGGAAAGAUUAUUGGUGCAUAGAUAUGAAGUCUUAGGAAAAAUUAACUGUUUGGUCCUGGAAAAAGACUGUGUUGGAAGCAUCUCAGCUGAGACUGCUUCCAUUUCAGGUAUGGAGGAAGGCUAAAAAGGACAUGCUGCAAUUUCAGAUAUUUUCAGGCUAAAAUACUGUAAGGUCUAGUGAUGUACAGCCCAUUUAGAAGGCAAUAGUUUGGUAGAGGUAGAAGGAUUAAUUUCUUUUUACAAAUGCUUUGAAUUACAGCAUUGGAACAUCUUUUUGGAUUUUACAGCAUAUUUUGGUACCAGAUCAAGCCAGAUAAUUGUGUAUCAAUAAGAGGCAGCUUUGUUCUUUGAAUGGAGUUUAAAUCUUACAUUUAAAAAAUUCCAUGUAACUAUUUACCUACACAAAAUACUUGAUAGAGGUCUAUUCAUCACAGCAUUUUACUUGAUUUCUGGAGUUUUCUGUAGGCUUUGAUUUUUUUUGUUUUGAAGAAAGUUCUUUUGUGUAAGAUUAAGUGCAUGAAUUAUGAUCGACUGCAGAUGUAAAAUGUAUUAAAAUUGAUUUUUUUGUGUUGUAACAAAAGAGAAGGGACGAAAUAGGGUGGGAGGCUGAGCGUUCUGGUGAGAAGAGUGAAUGCUAGAAAAGCCAUUGUAAAAGUCUCAGUGCUUUGUGACCUUACUGUGCAACAUUUUUCCAAGGACAUGUUCUGCUUUAUUUUGAUGCUGGAUGUAUAUUUCAUAAAAUUCAUUUGAUUUAAAAAUGGUUGACUCACAGACAGCUGUUGCCACCUAAGUAUGUCAAAUAUGUGCACUCCUAACACCGAGUCAGAAAAUGACACCUAGCUCUUCAAUGAUUCUGCGUAACGCUUCCUUCUGUUGUAUAUGGAAAGCGAUUGGGAAACAGUAAUCCUUUCAUCACUUUAAUUUUUUUUUUUAACUCCUAUUUUUAACCCUCUUACUUUUAGGUCAUUGGUAUUUUUCCCCUCCACUUUGAACUGAGGCUUGUAUGAGCCUUGCACUGGUCUCGAGGCAUUUCUCAGUUUGGCAGUUUGAAGGUGCAUAGAUACCUUUUGAAUGUCCCAGCAUGUCAAUUCAAGACUUCCAGGUGACACUUUUAUUAGUGGUGGGCAUAGUUCUCUUGGUGAGAGCUUUUUUCUCAGUUCAGCUGAAAGCAAGGGAGCUCAAAAACCAGUAAGAGCUGGAUGGACUCUCUCUGUGUCAGCUUAACAUGGUGUUUAAAGCAAAAUCAUUUCAGGAAGAAAUGCAUGGGGUUCCAAACACUGUUUUAAGCUUUAAAUAAAAUAAAACAAAAUAAA
Molecule: messenger RNA, 3630 nt
Organism: Vidua macroura (Pin-tailed whydah)
Lineage: Eukaryota; Metazoa; Chordata; Aves; Passeriformes; Viduidae
Product: protein adenylyltransferase SelO-like
Exons: 18
Coding region: 1-1719 (572 amino acids)
Source: RefSeq, a predicted model, not a curated record